AUAUCAGGCUCCCAGAGACAGAGACAAACAGUUUGUUAUCGCUGUGGUGAUCUAGAAACCACAUGCGGGGUUAUUUGAUUGACACCACAGACCCUUGGUUAGGGAGUGAGUGCUGCUUGUAGGAGGUGCACCGUUAGUAAGUUUGGUUCAACAGCGGUGGGUGUGUGCGCGUGUUCCAACAUGGCUACACAGUUAGCCUCCCUAGCGGUAACGCUAGUCCUUUUGGCAGUAUUUUUCCGAGUGACCACCCAAAAUACAGCCCAACAGGCGUCCAGUUUGCAAAACCAAGUGAAGAAAUAUCAAGACAGCCGGGCAGAUAUCGUCUUUCUGUUGGACAAUUCCGGCAGCGUUGGGAAAUAUAACUUUGAGACCGUGGAAAUCGCCUUUGUUGAGAACUUGCUCAGCCAACUGACCAUCAGUCCUCACGCCUCGCGAGUCGCCGUCGUGUCGUUUGACGACGUUGCCCGGACCCACAUCGACUACAUCAAGUACCCGAAGAACAAGUGCUCGUUUCUGAGGGAACUGAAGACGGUGAAGUACAUCGGAGAGUGGACCAACACGGACGACGCUUUCCGCUUAGCACAGGAGCUACUACGGCCAGCAUCUUAUUUCAAGCCGCCAGAGAGGCCAGUUAAGCAAGUGGCGAUACUUCUAACGGAUGGUCACCCGACUCGAGGGAACGACCCUGUGGGUAGGGCCAACAACCUGAAAUCUACCUACAAUGCAGAGAUAUUCAGCAUUGGUAUUGGCGGUAACCUGAACAAGCAGCAGCUGUAUGAUUUGGCCACGGACGCCAGCCACGUGUAUCUUUCUCCAAACUUCGUGGACUUCAAAGAUCUCGCAAAACGAAUUAGGGGAGAUCCCUACUCCAAGCGGUACGUGACUGACGGAGUGACGUCUGGAGACUGCUCUUCACCGAGCUGCGGGUCGAACUCCGAGUGCACCUGCGGGUCCGAGACCGGGGAGUACGAGUGCGCAUGUAAGCCUGGAUACUACGGAACCGGCAGAGGGGCACCGUGCACCGCGUGUCCGAAAGGCCGCUACAAGGAACUCCUGGCGCCCAGCGUGUCGGGAUGCCCGGGGACCUGCCCGGCUAAGAGCAGCACCAAAGGCACGGCGUCCACCAGUCCCAACCAGUGUGUCUGUAACGAGGGGCAUGAAGGAAACCCAUGGGGCUCAGGGUGCAAACCUGUUCGCUGUGAUCCCAGACUGGAGGCUCCUGAUGGAGGAACCGUGCAGCCAGCAAACUGUAACAACGAGUAUCUCACCACGUGCCAAUUCCAAUGUAACUACGGAUACAAAAUGUUGAGUGGAACACCGGAAAGAACGUGUCACGCCAACAAGACCUGGAGUGGAGCCCCCGUUAUCUGUCAGAAAAUAGAGUGUGCAGGUCUGGCGGUGCCGUCAGACGGUCAAAGGGCAUGUGUGACGUCAGACGGUCAACAGGCGACUGGAACAUAUCCUUAUGAAACCACUUGUACAUUCACCUGUAACAAAGGAUACACCUUACAGGGGAGCAGUGUGCGGAAGUGCUUACAAGAAGGAAAGUGGGACGGCACAGAGGCAAAAUGUCUCGUUAAAAAGUGUGACGCCUUACCGAUGGUGGUAAACGCCACCGUGAGUCCGUCCUCCUGUGUUAGUGAGGCCCAGAAGUUUGACACGGCCUGUCAGUUCACCUGCCAAGAUGGCUACAGGAUGGACGGAACUGCCAACAGAGUUUGUCAGGAAGACGGCAGCUGGUCCAACCAACAACCAUCGUGUAUAGAUGAACAACCACCACGCCUGGUCAUCGGCUGUCCAGCGGACAUCGUGAACAGUACAGAAGAGGGUCAGAACUACCUGACUGUCGACUGGACCGUUCCUGCAGCUGUAGACAACUCGGGGAAGACACCCAAGAUGACCGUGACGCCGGCUGGCAUCAAACCUCCUCACAAGUUUCCCAUCACAACUGGGCUGCCGACUGUCGUCACGUACACGUUCACUGAUGACAGCGGCAUGGAAAACACGUGUUCAUUCGACGUAAAGGUCUUAGACACAGAGGAUCCCAAGCUCACUGAACAUUGCUCCAAUAUCAAGAUAGAAACAAAGGACGAGUCUGUAGGUGUGAACUGGACUGAGCCGGUUUUUACUGACAACUCCAAACAACCUGUGAGAGUGAACUGCGACAAGGACAGCGGGCAGCGCUUCUAUUGGGGGACGACCUGGGUCACGUGUACAGCACGUGAUACCCACGACAACUCCGCCGAGUGCCGUUUCUCCGUGGCAGUGACCCCUACAAGAUGCCCCCAUCAAGAUCCACCAAUCAACGGCGCUCUCUCAUGCGACCGUUGGCUCUAUGGCCAGUUCUGCAGUGUACAGUGUGAGGAACGAUUUGAUUUCUACACGGAACCGGCUCGUAUGUAUGUCUGUGGGUCCUCCGGACAAUGGAGAACCGACCCGCCAGGCAAGGAGACCAAAUGGCCAGACUGUUCAUUGAAACGAAUUCCAGGUUACUCCAAAGGAAUUGAGUUCCAGUACUACGUCGGAGACUGUGAGGACGAGGAGACUCAGAAGCAAAUCAAACAAAACUUUAUCGACCUCUUCAACAGCACGGUGUUUGGGAGGUACGGCGGUUGUGUAGGCAACGUGAAUUGUAGCGUGGACAACGUGGCCGUGUUCUGUGGCGAGAAGGACGAAGACAUCGUGGUGGACUGGGUUCCCGAGGAAGACGGGGGACUGGACGGACCUGCCAGGAAAAAACGAUCGGUGAAGAGACGCGGCAGACUCAUCACCAUCCGCCUUUUCAUCAAGACACAGUACAAGAACGCAGAUCCUGUACAGGGAGAAUCAAAGGAGGUUAAGAAGAAGAUGAAACAACUAAAAGAAGACAUGAACGAAAUUGUGAAGAAGGCGAAAGAAGAUGUUCGGACAGGACAGCUGGGUGACAUGGCCCUGACCGCCGGCGGACGGCGGAGAGGUCAGAUGCUGGCUCUUGCCCGAGUGAGCGGUUCGGCAGGAGAAGACGUGGGGAUAAUAGACCUGGACACGGACGCGGUUCUGAGCUGCGACAGAGGACAGAUCCUGGAGGAUAACCUUUGCGUUGACUGCCCGGUCGGAACCUACUACACUGAUGUCAGUGGCGAGGCUACGUGCGACGUUUGUCCGCUGGGCUCCUAUCAGGACGAAGAAGGACAGACCGAGUGUAUCCAGUGUGAGCCGGGAUUCUUCACUGCAGGCAACAACAGCAAGAACGCGACAGACUGCAGGGGCCAGUGUCCACAGGGGACAUAUUCAGAGACGGGAUUAGAGACCUGCAUGUUCUGUCCAAAGGGCACGUAUCAGAACCAAGAGGGAGCCACUGAGUGCAUCGCCUGUGAGGAGGGCACAACAACGGGAGGAGUGGGCACAGUGGACAAGGACGACUGCAGUAGGUUAUGUGUGCCCGGCAGUUUCUCCCGGACCGGUACAGAUCCGUGUGCCCUGUGUCCAGUCGGCACGUUCCAGCCCGGACAUGGUCAAACCGAAUGUUUGUCCUGUCCUCUGGGCACGGGGACAGACGCCGUGGGGUCGGAGGCGUCCAGCGACUGCGUUGAACUUGACUACUGCCAGUCCUUCCCCUGCCAAAAUGGCGGAUCGUGCAGCAUGCAGGGGUCAGAGUUCAACUGCCAGUGCCCAGCCGGGUUUGAAGGCGACAUGUGUGACGUCAAUGUAGAUGAGUGCGCGGCAAUGCCGUGUUACUCCUUAGCUACCUGCUUGGAUAGAGUUGACGGAUAUGAGUGUGUUUGUGCUUCCGGUUGGACCGGUGAACGGUGUGACGUCAACAUCGAUGAGUGUGCGCCUGCGCCGUGUUUGAAUGGAGCAACUUGUGUUGAUGAGGACAACGGGUUCCUGUGCCUGUGCGCGGAUGGAUACAGCGGUACGUUCUGUGAAGUCAACAUUGACGACUGUAGUGACAGCCCGUGUAACGACACGGCCGUGUGUGUGGACCUGGUGGACAGUUUCCAGUGCCUGUGUCAGGACGGCUACACCGGAAAAUACUGCGAGGUCGACAUCAACGACUGUGAGGCCGAACCCUGUCAGAAUGGCGGAAAGUGCACGGAUGAAGUUGGAAGGUACAUCUGCCAGUGCAAACCUGGGUUUGUCGGCUACAACUGUGAACUGAAUGUGAACGAGUGCGCGUCCAACCCCUGUCUGAACCGUGCACACUGUGAGGACAAGAUCAACUCAUAUCAUUGUCACUGCGCACCUGGAUUUGGAGGGACACACUGUGAAGACGAGCUUUCUGCAGAUUUUGACCUGAAGUUCCCCAAGGGGAUGCUUUCCGAGUUCACCUCCGCUAAAAUGGAACCAGAUCUGUCCGCUGUCACUGUCGCCUUCUGGAUGAAGAUGGCUCUGGACAAAAAGGAUCACAAAUACGUCUUCUCGUACGCAGCAGAGGAAGAUGGUGUGGUCCAGGACAAUGCUCUUGUUAUUGAAGUGGACAACUUUAACGAGUUCCUGUUUAUGGUCAACGGAGAGAAGAUCACGACCACCGCUUCAGUGGAGGACGAGGCGUGGCACCACUACGCCUUCACGUGGGCUGGGGUUCUACAGUGCCCCGCUGGUUAUCAACUGUUCAGAGACGUCUGCUACAAAGUGUUCGACACUGAGAAGGACUACCUCGGGUCGGCGGCUGUUUGUGAAGAGGACGGCGGCACGCUGGCAACUCCUCGGGACCAGGCUACCGACAACUUCCUCAUCAGGCUGAGAUCUUCCCUAAACCCAAGCGUCAGAUACUGGAUAGGACUGGCGGAUAGAGAGGAGGAAGGAACGUGGAGGUGGACUGAUGGACGGCCAGUGGGCAGCUUUACGAACUGGGCAAUCGGGGAGCCGAAUAAUGCCGGCAACGAGGACUGUGCUGUGUACGCCGCCCACCCGUCCAUACGGGACAGGUGGAACGACGUGCCCUGUUCUCUCCGCUACCGAUUCAUCUGCCAAAAGCCUGCAGCGGUUCUACAGUGUCCUGCGGGAUAUCAGGCCUUCAGAGACGCUUGCUAUAAGGCUUUCGACGCAGAGAAGGACUACGCCGAGUCGGAGGCAGUGUGUCUGUCGGCUGGCGGUACACUGGCCAUGCCCCAGGACAAGUUGCUCAACAGCUUCCUCAUACAACUAAAAAAUUCGUUGAAUCCUAGAGUAAGGUACUGGAUAGGCCUUAACGAUAAAGCAGAGGAAGGAGCCUGGCGUUGGAGCGACAACCAGGCAGUGGGAGACUUCUCCAGUUGGGCUGAAGGGGAACCGAACAACGCAGGGAACGAAGACUGCACGGUCUACGCUGCCCAUCCCUCUAUAAGGGACAAGUGGAACGACGUCCCGUGUUCGCUUCGCUACCGGUUUAUCUGCCAAGUACCGGUAACGGGCUCCGAGCAACAGUGGGCUUUCUACGUGGACGGUCAGCGGAACACCGGCGGUUCUGAGGCCGGCGGAGGGCGGCUCAUCCCCGGCGGAGGGACGAUAGUCCUGGGCCAGGACCAGGAUGAGAUUCUUGGUGGAUUCGACAGCAAAGAAUCAUUCAAGGGAAAACUUAGCAGGUUAAAUGUGUGGGACCACGUCCUUACCGAGGACCAGAUCUCAGUCAUGGCCCGACACUGCACGGAUGACUCCGGAAACGUCCGAGCCUGGCCGGAUUUCAGAGCAGCUGCUGAAGGCCUGGAAGUCAGACAGGGGUCAGCUUUCUGUGCUGGGAAGCCGUCUCUAGCCGGCGUGAACGAGUGUGAAUCUAAUCCAUGCCAGAACGGAGGGUCGUGUGUUGACCACAUCAACACCUUCACCUGUCUCUGUACACGAGGAUAUAGUGGGAUAAACUGUGAAAAAGACCUCAACAAGUGUGGCCCGAAAAACGAACCAUGCGACUACAAGUGUCACGACAAAGACACCGGAUACAGGUGUAAAUGCAGAAAACGGUUUGAGCUGUUCAACAACGUCCACUGCAUAGAUGAAGACGAAUGUACCACAAGAAAUGGCGGCUGUGACCACAACUGCAUCAACACUCCCGGCUCACAUCUGUGCUCAUGUUACCCUGGAUAUGUCCUUGGUGCUGACCAGAAGUCAUGUGUAGAUGUGAAUGAAUGCGCUGGUAUUGAGCUGAGAGACGGUCGACAGUUAGAAAAUGGCGGCUGUACCCACACCUGUGUGAACCUGGAGGGCGGCUAUGAAUGUAGAUGUCCAGCAGGACUCGUCUUGACUGAAGACGGCAGAUCUUGUCAAGAUAUUGACGAAUGUAAGACUGGUGCGGCAGAUUGUUCUCAACUCUGCAUCAACACACUCGGGUCCUUCCAAUGUGCCUGUCACCCUGGGUAUAGUCUACUUGCUGAUGGCAAGAUGUGCCAAGGUGGAGUGAGAAAUAACCUUGCAGUCGGUAAGACAACAACACAGAGUUCAGACUACGUUCACCUUGGGGAAGCCUUGGUAUCAGGGAAGGCUGUGGAUGGUUCCAGAGCGACUGAUAUUAGUCAAGGAAAAGCGUGCACCCACACACAACUGGACUAUCAGCCAUGGUGGAAGGUGGACCUCUCGCGUACCUACACAGUCCGCCGAGUCCGGAUCCUAAACAGGGGUGACUGCUGCGGAGAACGAUUGAAAGACCUCAUGGUGCGAGUUGGGCCGAAUGAGGACUUUUCCCAGAAUACGCAGUGUGGGGGGACUUACACGGACACUCCAACUGAUGGGCAGACCAUUGAGAUGCACUGCAACCCACCCAUAGCCGGCCGGUAUGUGUCUAUACAGGUGAUGGGUCGGAAAGAGUUCUUGUCACUGUGUGAGGUGGAGGUCUAUGCAGACACAGACAUACGUUACCUCGGCUGUUAUGAAGACCAUAAGGAGCGGAUCUUCCCGUCUGACCGCAUGGAUUCAGACCAAAUGACUUCGGACUUAUGCAUUCAACAUUGCACUUCACACGGACACCAAUAUGCGGCCACUCAGUACUCCCGCCAAUGUUUUUGUGGCUCUCGUGACGACUUUCUCGGGAUCGGAGGGCGCCGGCCGGAGUCGGAGUGUAACAAACGCUGUCCAGGACGUACCACAUCAGAUGAAAUGUGUGGAGGGAGCUGGAGAAUGUCCGUGUACAGGACCGGCCGCUCAGAAGAUCGUUCCUGUAGCAGGCUCCCUGAGGUUGAACACGGCAUGUUUGAGGUGUCCUCAUCAGACAGUACAGUAGGACGUGUGGUGUGUAACGACGGGUACCGCGUACUGGGGAACCCCGUGCUUCGGUGUGACAUGACCGGCCACUGGGGAGGAGCGCUCCCGAGGUGUAUAGUGCACGACUGUGGGAAACCGAAACAACUGAAAAACGGAGCUCGACUAGGAUCGGGACAUUCCGUGGAGUACAACUGUAACAAGGGUUACCUCAUGGUGGCAGGGGACGGAGGAAGGACCUGUCAGUCAAAUGGCGUGUGGAGCGGAGAACAUCCCGUCUGUAAAAAGGCAGACUGUCCCCAGCUUCCAAAAGCAGAAGGCCGUCUUCGCGUACUUGGUUCCCAGCUGAUCACAGGGAGCAUGGUGCGGUUUGUCUGCCCGCCUGGGUAUGACCUGCACGGACCGGCUACCUCUACCUGUGGCGCUAAUGGCCAAUGGUCACAUGGCAAUGACCUGCCAGAAUGCGACAAAAACGAAACGGAGAAUUAAGACGAGUCGAGUCCGGACGUUCACGCCAAGAAUGUCUAAAUGAAGCGUGAGAUGAUUAAAUGAUCAACAACUUCAUUCUGGUGGUCUAUAUAAUCGCGAAUUGUCAAGCAACAAUAACAGCAUUUUCUCUCGUCAAAAUGUAACAGAUAACCAAUUGUUACAAAAUACUUUUGUACAUGUUGUGAUAUAAAGAAGCAAAUGUGCUUUUUUAUCUUUAUUUCUUCGCGAUUUAGGCUUGGAUCUGUUUGCAAUGAUCGAUAUUGCAACUAAGUGUAUAUAGUGAUACUUAUUGCUUUAUUAGUUGCUCUUUUUAAUUCCUAACCGAGAACAAUAUUACUAUAUCUUUCAUAUUAGACCGCAAACUGUACUAGAUAUAGAUAAAUAUAAAAAAACUCAGCCAGUCUAGAACAUAAGUCAUAAAAACAUUAUAUGACCUUACAUGCUAAAAGUGUUUUUAAGUGUUGCUUGUGUCACAAUUAAAGUAAUUUCAUCUACGUCUUGCAAUGAAAGAAGACAAUAAAGACUAAGACUAUCUUUA
Branchiostoma belcheri (Belcher's lancelet) is the source of this 8176-nucleotide messenger RNA. RefSeq names its product sushi, von Willebrand factor type A, EGF and pentraxin domain-containing protein 1-like. Bases 181 to 7638 code for a protein of 2485 amino acids. The record is from RefSeq and is a predicted model, not a curated record. NCBI's taxonomy places the organism in Eukaryota, Metazoa, Chordata, Leptocardii, Amphioxiformes, Branchiostomatidae. Gene Ontology annotation, molecular function: Notch binding; calcium ion binding. The transcript has 45 exons. Gene Ontology annotation, biological process: heterophilic cell-cell adhesion; Notch signaling pathway; establishment or maintenance of epithelial cell apical/basal polarity. Gene Ontology annotation, cellular component: protein-containing complex; plasma membrane.